AUGGCAAAAGUCCGCGAUCACAGGACUGCGAACGUUGGUGAUCACGGGACUGCGAACGUUGGUCAUCACGGAACUGCGAACGUUGAUCAUCACAGGACUGCAAAAGUCCGCGAUCACGGGACUGCGAACGUUGGUGAUCACGGGACUGUAAACGUUGGUCAUCACGGAAUUGCGAACGUUGGUCAUCACAGGACUGCGAACGUUGGUCAUCAAGGAACUGCGAACGUUGGUCAUCAAGGAACUGCGAACGUUGGUCAUCAAGGAACUGCGAACGUUGGUCGUCAUGGAACUGCGAAUGUUGGUCAUCAAGGAACUGCGAACGUUGGUCAUCAAGGAACUGCGAACGUUGGUCAUCAAGGAACUGCGAACGUUGGUCGUCAUGGAACUGCGAAUGUUGGUCACCAAGGAACUGCAAACGUAGGUCAUCAAGGAACUGCGAACAUUCGUCAACAAGCAAAUGCGAACGUCGGCGAUUACGAGACUGCAAACGUUGGAGAUCAAGGAACUGUUGGUCAUCAAGGAACUGCGAACGUUGGUGAUCACGGAACUGCGAAUGUUGGUAAUCACGAGACUGCGAACUUUGGUGACCAUGGAACCGCGAACGUUGGCGACUACGGAAUUGCGGACGUUGGCGACUACGGAAUUGCGGACGUUGGCGACUACGGAAUUGCGGACGUUGUCGACCACGGAACUGUGGAUGUUGGGGAUCACUGGACUGUGAACGAGUCCUACUGCUCGUUGACGUUGAAUCCACCAUUGAUAAAGUUAGAUUCCUAA
Molecule: messenger RNA, 777 nt
Organism: Ceratina calcarata
Lineage: Eukaryota; Metazoa; Arthropoda; Insecta; Hymenoptera; Apidae
Product: protein argonaute 3-like
Exons: 1
Coding region: 1-777 (258 amino acids)
Source: RefSeq, a predicted model, not a curated record